Molecule: messenger RNA, 1396 nt
Organism: Cololabis saira (Pacific saury)
Lineage: Eukaryota; Metazoa; Chordata; Actinopteri; Beloniformes; Belonidae
Exons: 5
Coding region: 559-1206 (215 amino acids)
Source: RefSeq, a predicted model, not a curated record
AAAGAUGAGUUUAUGGGAAUAUGCUGACAUAGCAUUUAACCGGUAAUGUUUGUGUUUGCUGGGUGUGUGUGGAUGUUAUUGGGAAUUUACUGGUAAAAGAAGUUUACUGUGAAAUACGGCCAUUUCUGAGCUGUAAUCGGGAGUUUACUGACCCCACUUUGUUGCCACGGGUAGAGGAACAGCAGGGGACCUGCUUAAGGCCUUUGUUUAAAAAGGAGCCAUCAAACAAGAGCCAUCAAACGGCCAUCAACACUUCUGUGAGUUACCAUUCAAACUCCCCCAACCUAUGCCCAAUUGGCCCACGUGAAUAGCAAAUGGAGAUAGGGCCUUUAUGUUAUUGCGGGGGCGUGGCUAAGAAUUGAUUCAGCAAUGUCAUUGGUUUCUGUCUCACAGCGUUGAGAGUUGCGGGGGUCUUUAAAGUUUUUCCUAGUUAGUUUGUUUUGCUCCCGCCCGGUAGAACUUUUUUUGCUUUUGAGGAGAUACUGCUGCGUUGUUGUAAAACAUGUCGCAUAAACGGUCCUUGGGCUUUUAUCCAAAUCAGAGCGCACACUACAAGACAUGGACGGCAGAUUUGAACUACUGGACGAGGAAGUGAAGAACUUAAGCUCUGAUCGUGUUGAAACUUUCAGCUCCGAUUCCACACCCGCAAAACGGAUUAAAAGAGCAGAGAACACACGUGUUGCUGAGGCUGUAAGACGUUUACACAAUUCUGAAAACAACGCUAUGAAGCUGGAUCCAAAACAAAGUAUCAAUUCUCCACAUAACCUUGCAGUUACGACAUACAUGUUGGAGCAGGUCGGCAUUGCUUUUCCUGACACAGACAGCGACGUGAUAACAGCUGCUUGCAAGACUUAUUUUGAGUCUUUGAAAAGGAGCCAUCGUCUCGAUCAGCCAGAAAAUGCUCCCCAGAAAAAGAAAUUAAACAAUGCAAUGAAGACUAGACAACGGAAAACAAGGUUGCUGGCCUCCAGGGCUAGAUGUGUACAGACUGACGCUGAAAGGGCUGUGUGGGCACGUGCAACCCUUGACCUGAUGUCAGAAGAAGAAGAUGGCGUCGUAGAUGGACGGGCGGUGUGGAUAGUUUCACCUCCACCCCAAAGAGACGAAGAGCUUUCUGAUUUGUGCCAGGUGCUUCAGCAGAGGAAAGACAAGCAGAGUGCAGGGAGACAAUGGCUCGUUUUUAGCUCUGUUAAACUCUUAAGUUGACCCGUUUGGUAGAGGAGCUGGGGCCAUUCAGAUCAAACUGUAAAAAAAAAAAAACUGCAAGAGAGAGAAGUGCUCACUGACUGGACUUAGUUUUGUGGAAGAUUUGCUUUUAAAAGUGCCUUUUUUGUUUUUUUCAUGUGGACACACACUGAACUUUUUGGAAUACUGUGUUUUAAUUUUCUGCAAUAAA